Dufourea novaeangliae is the source of this 1185-nucleotide messenger RNA. RefSeq names its product homeobox protein abdominal-A homolog. Gene Ontology annotation, cellular component: nucleus. Gene Ontology annotation, molecular function: DNA-binding transcription factor activity, RNA polymerase II-specific; RNA polymerase II cis-regulatory region sequence-specific DNA binding. Bases 1 to 1185 code for a protein of 394 amino acids. The transcript is spliced from 3 exons. NCBI's taxonomy places the organism in Eukaryota, Metazoa, Arthropoda, Insecta, Hymenoptera, Halictidae. The record is from RefSeq and is a predicted model, not a curated record. Gene Ontology annotation, biological process: anterior/posterior pattern specification; negative regulation of transcription by RNA polymerase II.
AUGAGUUCGAAAUUCAUAAUCGAUAGUAUGCUACCGAAGUACCAUCAGCAGUUUCAUCAUCAACAGUUGUUCUCGAGCGCGAAUCCAGGCACGAUCCAGGCGUGCACCACCAGCCCGGCUACCAGUCUAGAGUCCAGUUUAUCCGCGGCUGCGGUCGCGGCCGCGGCGGUGAAUUACGCGCAGCAACACAAUUCCCCAAGCCCGACCGGCUCGAGUCCCCAGCACUCCGGUAGUUCAGCAUCCACGUCACCGGCGGCACGCACCACAUCAAGCAUGUAUCCGUACGUGUCUGCGGCGGCAGCCCAUCAUCAUCAUCAGCAACAACAAGCGGUUGCGGCGGCCGCUUUCGGUGCCACGUCCAGCAUGGUGCCGGGUUUCGGUUCCACGGCAGCAUCGAGCGCCGCGUUGGCCGCGGCCGCUGCCGUCGACGCUGCGACUGCCGGCGACAAGUCCUGUCGUUAUACAGCCAGUCUCACCGGAAAUGUCGCGCCCACGUCCGCCGAUCCGAUGGUCAACUAUACCCUCGGUCAUCACCAUCAGAACGGGGCUACACCCGGUAGCCUGGUGUCCUCCGCAUCCGCAUCCUCCGCUGUAUCAGCGGCCUCCGCUUCUAUGGCCGCUGCCGCGCAAUUCUAUCACCAGGCAGCCGCUGCAUCGGCCGUCGUCGAUCCGUUGACGUCCUGCCAACAACCCACCUCGGGACAACCCGGCAUCUCGGACAUACCGCGGUACCCGUGGAUGUCGAUCACCGAUUGGAUGAGCCCGUUCGACAGAGUCGUGUGCGGGCCGAACGGGUGUCCGAGGCGCAGGGGCCGUCAGACCUACACCCGGUUCCAGACCCUCGAGCUGGAGAAGGAGUUCCAUUUCAACCAUUACCUGACGCGACGGCGGCGAAUAGAGAUCGCGCACGCUCUCUGUCUGACGGAACGGCAGAUCAAGAUCUGGUUCCAGAACCGGAGGAUGAAGCUGAAGAAGGAGCUCAGGGCGGUGAAGGAGAUCAACGAGCAGGCGAGGCGGGAACGGGAGGAGCAGGACAUGAUGAAGAAGCAACAGGCGGAGAAACAGGCGAAGAUGCAGCAGGAACAGCAGAGCGCCGCCUUGCAGCAUCAGCAGCCGCAUCAUGUUAGCGGACUGGACAAGACGCAGAGCGAUCUACUGAAGGCGGUCAGUAAGGUGCCCACAUAG